UAGUUACUCGAGCAACAUCGUUAAUCAAAAACCAUGCUGGAGAUAACUUUGGCUUUGCUGCUGCUACUUGUAGGCCUCUUCUAUGUCUUCAUGACUUGGAAUUUCGGAUUCUGGCGCAAGCGUAAAGUGCCAGGUCCAACGCCUCGCUUUCUCACAGGCAACUAUCCGCACCUGUAUAACAUGAAACGUCACGUGGUCUACGAUCUCAAUGAAAUCUAUAGUCAAAACAAACAGCAGUUCGAUGCGGUUGGCAUUUAUGGAGCUCGCAGUCCACAAUUGUUAGUGAUAAGUCCGCAGUUGGCACGACGUGUCUUCGUCUCCGACUUCAAGCACUUCCACGAUAAUGAGAUGUCUUUAAUGGUGGACGAGAAAUCCGAUUUCAUAUUUGCCAAUAAUCCAUUUAUCCUGGUCGGAGAUGAGUGGAAACAACGGCGCGCAGAUGUUACUCCCGGAUUAACCAUGGGUCGUAUUAAGACGGUUUAUCCGGUUACAAAUGAGGUAUGCCAAAAGAUGAGCGAAUGGCUGCGCAAGCAAAUACGUCUAGCUCCACCUGAGGGCAUAGAUGCGAAAGAUCUCAGUCUACGUUUCACAACCGAAAUGGUCACCGAUUGCGUGCUGGGCCUAAAGGCCGAGAGCUUUUCUGACAAACCCUCACCAAUUAUGGGCUACAUCAAGGAACUCUUCACGCAGCCCUGGACCUUUAUCAUAUAUUUUGUGCUAGUCAGCACGUUGCCUGCUCUUCGAAAUAUCUUCAAGAUGCGUUUUGUGCCAUUGCGUAUUGAAUCAUUUUUUGUGAAUCUGAUGCAAACUGCGAUUGAUGCACGACGGCAGCAACUGGCUGCUGGAAAGCAAUUUGAACGCGUUGACUUCCUAGACUACAUAUUGCAGCUGGGCAACAAGAAAAACCUGGAUACACGUCACUUGACCGCGCACACAAUGACUUUCCUGCUGGAUGGAUUCGAAACAACAGCCACAGUGCUAAGUCACUUGCUCUUGCUGCUUGGAAGGGAUGAGCAGGUGCAACAGCAACUGCGCGAGGAGCUGGAGGCUCAUCUCAAUGCCAAGGGCAUCAUUGACUUUGAGAAGCUCAACGAGUUGCCCUUCCUGGAUGCAUGUGUGCAGGAAUCCAUACGCAUCUUUCCUCCUGUCUUUAUGUCUAAUAAGUUAUGCACUGAGCCGAUUGAGUUGCCUAACAAAAAGGGCGAGAAUUUCACAGUGGAGCGUGGCACUACUGUCAUUGUGCCCCAUUACAGCUUCAUGCUGGAUGAGGAGUUCUUCCCCAAUCCCCAGGCCUUCCAACCCGAACGAUUCAUGCAACCCGAUGCUGCUAAGAAGUAUCGGGAGCAAGGAGUCUUCAUGGGCUUCGGCGAUGGUCCGCGGAUUUGCAUAGGUAUGCGCUUUGCAAUGACACAGAUCAAGGGUGCUCUCGUCGAGGUGCUUACCAAGUUCAAUGUUCGUGUCAAUCCCAAAACGCGCACAGAUAACGAAUAUGAGCCAACGGCGUUCAUCACGACCCUGAAAGGCGGCAUUUGGCUAGACUUUGAGCCGCGCCAAUGACGGAAAUAUAAUCAACUUUCAAGGGCAUUUCACUCAGCAGUAAACGUGCACAGCGAGCUCUCGCAUAUCAAUUGACUCAUCAUUUAAUGCACAAAUUGUGUGCACACCUUUUUCAUUUAGAUCUGAGAUACAAUGAUACAGUAGUCCAUGACAAUGUGGGCAGUCGGUGGAGUGAUAAUACAAUUAUAUUCUCAUUAUUUCAACUGGUUUGUUAAUUUAUUUUUUUUAUGUAAAUUAAAAGGAUUUCA
This is a messenger RNA of Drosophila hydei, 1805 nucleotides long. Its product is annotated as probable cytochrome P450 28a5. The record is from RefSeq and is a predicted model, not a curated record. The transcript has 6 exons. Gene Ontology annotation, molecular function: oxidoreductase activity, acting on paired donors, with incorporation or reduction of molecular oxygen; heme binding; iron ion binding. NCBI's taxonomy places the organism in Eukaryota, Metazoa, Arthropoda, Insecta, Diptera, Drosophilidae. The coding region runs from base 34 to 1557 and encodes 507 amino acids.